Molecule: messenger RNA, 591 nt
Organism: Ipomoea nil (Japanese morning glory)
Lineage: Eukaryota; Viridiplantae; Streptophyta; Magnoliopsida; Solanales; Convolvulaceae
Exons: 1
Coding region: 1-591 (196 amino acids)
Source: RefSeq, a predicted model, not a curated record
AUGAAAUUGCUAGGAAAGUGGACUAAAGAUACGAGAACAUACAAUUUACCGGCUGUAUCAGAAGUAGCAGCUUUGAUAGUUGGCGAUCUUGAGCCAAAUAUGGGAGAAAGGGACAUUCUGGUAGAAACUAAUAGCGGCCAACUAAAGAGAAUCAGCACGCUAAACCCACCGUACUUACCGUUGCAAUACCCAUUACUAUUCCCAUACGGUGAGGACGAGUAUAUGGAUGAUAUCCCUUUUAGUGUACUAAGAGGGUUUGGUUCAAAAUGUAGACAAAGAAUUAGUCCAAGGGAGUAUUUUGCUUUUAGGCUCCAUGAACGAGCAUUGGAAAUGUUUACUUUGUUGUAUUCGCGGAGGUUGUUCCAGCAAUUCCUUGUGGAUGGUUACACUAUGGUAGAGUCGGGGAGGCUACUUUAUAUCAGGACGCACCAGAAAAGACUAAGGUGUGAGUCUUAUAGUUGUUUAACUGAUGCCCUGACAUGUGGUGAAGUAAACCCCGCUGCACAAGGUUGUUGGGUAAUUCUACCAUCAAGUUUUACUGGUGGUGCACGUUACAUGAUACAGAAUUACCAGGAUGCAAUGGCAAUCUGA